CAGUCAGUAGGGAUUCUAAACAAAAUAUCAAGGAGGCCGUGGGAUGUAGUAGGUAAUGAUAAAAAUGUAACUUGUGUUUUUAUUAAAGUGAAUUUGUAAAAAUGGCUAGUUCGUAUUUGGAAAGCAAAAUUAUGGAUUUGCAAGCACGUCUCCAACGAGAAAAUGAAGCUAGUGAAAGAGACCACAUGUCACCCGAGAUAGGUGGAGGAUUGGGGAGCCCUAGACCUGGAUCUGGAAGAAGGCCCAAAAUAUUGGAAGUGGGAACGCCACGGAAGGCCAAACCACCUUUCGACUUACCCGUUAUGUUUGCCCAACCUAAAGUACAAGAUGCCAAUGAAAUAGAUGGUAAAAUGAAGGAAAUAAUGCAACUCAGUGGGAUUCUCUGUAUUGAUGGAAAGAAAUACCACACCGAGAUGACCAAAGAUCUAGAAGAUCUAGGCGAGUUAGGCAAUGGAACUUGUGGUCAUGUUGUCAAAAUGCUUCACAAGCCUAGUCAAAGAGUGAUCGCAGUGAAGCAAAUGAGGAGAUCGGGGAAUAGUGAGGAGAACAAGAGAAUCAUCAUGGACCUGGACGUGGUGCUUAAGUCACAUGACUGCAAGUAUAUAGUGCAGUGUCUGGGCUGCUUCAUCACGGAAGCGGACGUGUGGAUCUGCAUGGAACUAAUGGCCACCUGCUUCGACAAGCUGCUCAAGAGGCUGCGACAACCUAUCCCCGAGCACAUCCUUGGCAAAGUCACAUUGGCGACUGUAAAGGCGUUACACUAUCUCAAGGAGAGUCACGAUGUCAUCCACAGAGAUGUAAAGCCUUCAAACAUCCUGAUAGAUGAAAGAGGCAACGUGAAGCUGUGUGACUUCGGAAUUUCUGGCAGGCUGGUAGACUCAAAAGCGAAAACAAAAAAUGCUGGUUGUGCUGCUUAUAUGGCUCCCGAGCGGAUAGACCCACCCGAUCCUCGGAAGCCGGCGUAUGACAUCCGAGCAGAUGUGUGGAGCCUUGGGAUUACUCUGGUGGAGCUGGCCACUGGAGUGUUCCCCUACAAAGACUGCAAGUGUGACUUUGAGGUCUUGAGCAAAGUGAUGCAAGACGAUCCCCCUUCACUACCCACCGAUAAGAACUUCUCUACUGACUUCCAGAACUUUGUUAAAAUGUGCCUGACCAAAAACUAUAAAAACAGGCCCAAGUAUAAAGAACUGCUGGAGCACCCGUUCCUCAAGCUUUACGAGAAGGAGAAUGUGAAUGUAGCCGCAUGGUUCGCGCAAACCCUGAGCCAGUGUGAGCCUCCUCCUGCCCCCGCCCCGUUCACACACAUGUCCUCAAGGUUCACACCACCUCCACCCUCCCCAUCUACACGUCGGCAUGUGCCUAUAGCUCUACAUCACCACCGUUCCCUAUCGGAGACUGGCUCCUACAGUAACGGGGAGGUGGCCUGUGAGAGGUAUCCCCCGUUCCGAGUAGGGGAUCCUCCGCCUGUGUCACCCCGCUACCACGCCACCCCUCCUGACUGGGACCGUAAUCGCAUGUACAGUGGAAUGAUGCCUUCGCCGAUCCCUACAAGAAAACGCUACCCUGACAACACACCACCUCCUGGAAAUACCAGUCCUCUAGUCCUGCAGAGGUUCUACCACCAACAGAGCCAGCACCACAGCAGUUACCCCACGUCCCACAGGUCCACCUCAGUGUCUCCAUGUAGACAGUACAACUCUGAGGGUGUCAAACUGGAGGACAGUGGGACCAAGAAGCGUUUCUCAUCAUAUGUCAAACUACAAGUCACAAGCUCACCUGCCCCUCACAGUCCGGAACCUCCGCCUCGCCACAAUAUUUCUUAAAUAGUAAUGUUUGAC
Homalodisca vitripennis (glassy-winged sharpshooter) is the source of this 1838-nucleotide messenger RNA. Its product is annotated as dual specificity mitogen-activated protein kinase kinase 7-like. The record is from RefSeq and is a predicted model, not a curated record. The coding region runs from base 102 to 1823 and encodes 573 amino acids. The transcript has 10 exons. Gene Ontology annotation, molecular function: protein kinase activity; ATP binding. NCBI's taxonomy places the organism in Eukaryota, Metazoa, Arthropoda, Insecta, Hemiptera, Cicadellidae. Gene Ontology annotation, biological process: protein phosphorylation.